Aspergillus pseudonomiae is the source of this 1023-nucleotide messenger RNA. Its product is annotated as short-chain dehydrogenase/reductase. The record is from RefSeq and is a predicted model, not a curated record. The coding region runs from base 1 to 1023 and encodes 340 amino acids. Gene Ontology annotation, biological process: secondary metabolic process. Lineage: Eukaryota; Fungi; Ascomycota; Eurotiomycetes; Eurotiales; Aspergillaceae. The transcript is spliced from 3 exons.
AUGGCGUCGGUUGCUGCAGUACUAGACAACAACUCCGGCAUCACUCGUCGCUAUGGAUCAGGCUUGGUCGCUGUCUUUGUCGGUGCAACUAGCGGAAUAGGGGAAUCGACGGCCCGCGCAUUUAUACGCAACACAGACGCCUCUCGUGCCUACCUCAUCGGCAGAGAUGAGACAAGAGCAAUGCACAUUAUCAAAGAAUUGCACCAGAUAAAACCGGAGUCACAAGUCACUUUCAUCAAAUCAGACGUCUCUUUGUUGCGUGAAGUAGAUGAUGCGUGCAGUGCCAUUCAGCAGAAGGAGGAUAAAGUCAAUAUCUUAUUUCUGAGCCCAGGGGUAGGGACAACGAACGGUCGUGACGAGACCGACGAAGGCCUAGACAGAAAACUGAACCUUCACUAUUAUUCCCGGAUGCGAUUUGUGACAAAUCUCCUACCGCAACUUAUGAAGGCUGGUGACAGCAGUGAGCAUGGGCUGCCACUGUCUCGCGUAGUCUCGGUUCUUGAAGCCGGAGGCGAAGCUGCUCUUCAACUUGAUGAUCUCUCUCUUAAAACCCACUAUUCCCUUCGUAAUUGCGCAAAACAUGCAAUCACCAUGAACUCUGUUUCAAUGGAGCAUCUAGCUGCAUCUUACCCACAGAUCUCGUUUAUCCACUCUUUCCCAGGAGUUGUUAAGACACGCCUUGACCGAAACUUCAGCACUGCUACUAAGUAUGCUAUUACCGCCUUGAUGGUUCUCGCCAGGCCAUGGGUGACUGAUUUAAACGAAAGUGGAGAAAGACAUCUGUAUGCCGCGUCGAGUCCACGGUUUCCUCCACAGAAAUACAAGGAUGGUAUACCUGAUGCUGCGGAAGGUUCUGAUGGUCACCCUGGGAGUGGGUUUUAUCGACUUAGUUCAACCGGGUCGACAUAUAAACCCAGCAAGAUCAUGGAGGUUUACCGUGCGGAAGGGGUGAGAAGUUCGAUCUGGCAACAUACACUUGAUGUCUUUGCAAAGGUCCGUGGUGCACCGGACGUGGAGCCAUGA